CAGCCGUUCUCACCACCGCCUUUCGGAGUGGGAUCUGUCACCUGACUCGGCUCAAACAUGGCUGCCCUGAGAGCUCUAUGGCUUUGGGCGCCGGGAGCAGGAGGUAUUCUGCGAAUGAGAACAUUGAGAAUGUGUUCGGCGUAACUCAUCUCCUUGUAUCUCCCUGCACUCUGUGCUGGGAAAAUGAAUCAUCCAUUUGGAAAAGAGGAAGCUGCUUCCCAGAAGCAGCUUUUUGGAUUUUUCUGUGAAUGCCUACGGAGGGGAGAAUGGGAGCUGGCACAGGCAUGUGUACCUCAGCUACACGAUGGACAAGGGGACAUCCCAAAGAGGGUGGAAGACAUACUUCAGGCAUUGGUGGUGUGUCCAAAUUUGCUGAGAUGUGGGCGGGACAUCAACCCUCAAAGAUUAGCCUGGGUCUGGCUUCUUGUACUGGAGAAAUGGUUGGCCCAGGAAAAGAAGUUACUCCCAGCUGUUUUCCGGAGAAAGCUUGAGUUUCUAUUAUUGUCAGAAGACCUCCAAGGUGACAUUCCAGAGACUAUCCUCCAGGAGCUGUGUGAGACCUUAUCACAAGGUUCAAUAGGCCCCGGGCCUGACGGAAAUCCGAGGAGGGAGAGCUGGACUCCUCGUCUCAGCUCCGAAGCUGUCUCUGUGCUCUGGGAUCUUCUGAGGCAGUCCCCCCAGCCAGCACAGGCCCUGCUGGAGCUCCUGCUUGGGGAGAAUGAUGGCACUAGCCUCUGUCAUUGGCCUCUGCAGAAUGCACUGGUGGACCUCAUUCGAAAGGCAUUGCGGGCUUUGCAGGGCCCUGAUUCAGCAGCACCCCCUGGGGUAGUUGAUGCCAUCUAUGCAGCCCUGCAGACUCUGCGUUGCCCUGCAGAACCAUUUGGGGCUGAGUUGCGUCUUCUGUGUGAGGAACUACUAGAGGCCUGCAGGACUGAGGGGAGUCCCCUGCGGGAGGAGCGGGUGCUCAGCUGCCUGCUGCACAAGGCCAGCCGGGGCCUGGUGUCCCUUUACGGCCAUACCUAUGCAGAGAAGGUCACAGAAAAGCCAUCGAGGGCUACAGCCUCUGGAAAAGUCUCACCAGAUCAUCUAGACCCUGAGCGGGCAAUGCUAGCCCUGUUCUCCAAUCCCGACCCAGCCCAGGCUUGGAAAGUGGCCUAUUUCUACUGCCUGAACAACAACAAACACUUCCUCGAGCAGAUCCUGGUAACAGCACUAACAUUGUUGAAAGAAGAAGACUUCCCAAAUCUUGGCUGCCUACUUGAUAGAGAAUUCAGGCCCCUUAGUUGCCUGCUUGUGCUCCUGGGCUGGACACACUGCCAGAGCCUAGAGUCAGCCAAGAGGCUGCUCCAGACCCUGCACAGGACCCAGGACCCAGGCUGUGAUGAGCUCCUCAGGGAUGCCUGUGAUGGGUUGUGGGCUCACCUCGAGGUCCUGGAGUGGUGCAUACAGCAGAGCAGCAACCCCAUACCAAAGAGAGAUCUGUUGUGUCAUUUACAUGGUGGAGACAGCCACUCAGUGCUCUACACUCUCCAUCACCUUACAAACCUUCCAGCCCUCAGGGAGGAAGAUGUUCUCAAGCUCUUACAGAAGGUGCCAGCCAAGGACCCCCAGCAAGAACCUGAUGCAGUUGAUGCUGCAGUCCCUGAGCACCUGAGCCAGUCUCAGAACCUGACACUCUACCAGGGCUUCUGUGCCAUGAAGUAUGCCAUCUAUGCCCUCUGUGUGAACUCACAUCAGCACUCUCAGUGCCAGGACUGCAAAGACAGCAUCUGUGAGGACCUGGCUUCAGCUGCAGAGCAAGUGAAUGACUCUCUUUCCUCCCCAGGUGCUGUAAAUCUCUUCUCAACUUACCUGGCCAAGUGUCAACAGUAUCUGUGCAGUAUUCCUGACUCUUUGUGCCUGGAGCUUCUAGAAAACAUCUUCUCAUUGCUUCUCAUCACCUCUGCUGAUCUUCACCCAGAACCUCACUUGCCUGAGGACUAUGCUGAGGACGAUGACAUUGAGGGGAAAAGCCCCGCAGGUUUGAGGUCCCCAUCAGAGAGCCCUCAGCACAUAGCACAUCCUGAAAGGAAGUCAGAAUGGGGUUCCCUGGGAAUCCCAAAGAGCAUUGCUUAUACAGUGCCAAGCCGUUUGAAGGCAGAGCCAAAAGGCAGUUACCCAGGGCCUCAUAGGCACAGCUUUUUGGACUUAAAGCACUUUACUAGUGGUAUCAGUGGAUUUCUGGCUGAUGAAUUUGCAAUAGGGGCCUUCCUCAGGCUUCUCCAAGAAAAACUGGAUGAGAUCAGCAGCCGCAACCUCCCUGAGAAGCCAAAGCAAGAAGGUCAGAGCUGUUCAGGAAGCAGAGAUGGACUGCAGAGCCGCCUGCAUCGACUUUCCAAGGUUCUCUCUGAGGCCCAGUGGAGAUACAAGGUGGUGACAAGCAACCGUCGUUCAGAGGAGCAACCUUCCCGAAGAUACCGGCCUGCCCUACGGCACCCCAGUCUCCGCCGGGGUCGUCGGACAAGAAGGAGCCAGGCAGAUGGCCAAGACAAAGGUUCCAGCCCAUCUCUGGAAAGUACAAGUAGUGAGCUGAGCACAAGUACAUCAGAGGGAAGUCUGAGCACCGUGUCUGGGCAGAAUGAGCUGGACAGCAGAUUGUACCCCCAUCCUCAAAGUUCACUCAUCCCCAUGAUGUUCUCCCCACCUGAGUCACUGCUGGCAUCCUGCAUCCUUCGAGGGAACUUCACAGAAGCCCGUCAGGUGAGGGGAUGUAUUCAGGCCUCAUAUGCCUUCUGCUUCUCCCCUUCCAGACUGGCAGCCCUUCUGGCCCAAGAGAAUCUCAGCCUAAGCGUGCCGCAGGUCAUCGUUGGCUGCUGCUGUGAGCCCCUUGCUCUUUGCUCAUCCCGGCAAAGCCAGCAGACCUCCUCCCUCCUGACUCGCCUGGGUACUCUGGCCCAGCUGCACGCCUCCCACUGCCUGGAUGACCUCCCACUUUCUACGCAGAGCUCCCUGAGGCCAACCGAGAACCCCACAUUGGAAAGAAAGCCCUACUCUUCCCCAAGGGACUCAUCACUCCCAGCUCUCACCUCCUCCACCUUGGCCUUUCUUAAGUCUCGCUCAAAGCUCCUGGCAUUGGUGGCUUGUCUGGGGGCUUCCCCGAGGUUAAAGGUCAGCAAACCCAGCUUAUGGAAGGAACUUCGUGGCCGCAGGGAGGUGCCUCUAGCUGCAGAGCAGGUAGCACGAGAGUGUGAGCGCCUUCUGGAACAAUUCCCUCUGCUUGAGGCCUUCCUCCUGGCCACCUGGGGGCCCCUGCAAGCGUCCUCGCAGCAGGAUCAGAGUCUGGCUCUGAAUCUCUGUGGUUGGGCUGGUCUUUCUACCGUUCUCCUGGGCCUACAUUCUCCCAUUGCCCUAGAUGUACUGACUGAGGCUUUCGAGGAAUCCUUGGUGGUCAGAGAUUGGUCCCGGGCCCUUCAGCUCACUGAAGUGUACGGGCGAGAUGUGGACAAUUUGAGCAGCAUAAAGGAUGCAAUCCUGAGCUGUGCUGCGGCAUGUGACAAAGAAGGUUGGCAAUACCUGUUUCCUGUGAAGGAUGCAUCUCUGAGAAGUCGGCUGGCGCUACAGUUUGUGGACAGGUGGCCUCUGGAGUCAUGCCUGGAGAUUCUGGCCUAUUGCAUAUCAGACACAGCUGUCCAAGAAGGACUAAAGUGUGAGCUGCAGAGGAAGCUGGCGGAGCUGCGGGUGUAUCAGAAGAUUCUGGGUUUGCAGUCUCCCCCAGCAUGGUGUGACUGGCAGACCUUGAGGAGCUGUUGUGUUGAGGACCCAUCAACUGUCAUGAACAUGAUUCUAGAAGCACAGGAGUAUGAGCUGUGUGAGGAGUGGGGCUGCCUGUACCCUAUUCCAAGAGAACAUUUAAUCAGCCUACAUCAAAAACAUCUUCUCCACCUUCUAGAAAGAAGAGAUCAUGAAAAGGCUCUGCAACUCCUGCAAAGAAUCCCUGACCCCACCAUGUGCCUUGAAGUCACAGAGCAAUCCCUCGACCAGCACACUAGCUUGGCUACUUCUCACUUCUUGGCCAACUACCUCACCACCCACUUCUAUGGACAAUUGACUAUUGUCCGACACCGUGAAAUCCAGGCGCUAUAUGUGGGAUCCAAGAUUCUGCUGACCCUGCCUGAGCAGCACCGGGCUAGCUACUCCCACUUGUCCUCUAACCCCCUGCUCAUGCUGGAGCAGCUGCUUAUGAACAUGAAGGUGGAUUGGGCCACUGUGGCUGUGCGGACUCUGCAGCAGCUGCUGGUUGGGCAGGAGAUUGGCUUCACAAUGGAAGAGGUUGACUCGCUGCUUUCCAGAUAUGCAGAGAAAGCUCUGGACUUCCCAUACUCUCAGAGGGAGAAACGAUCAGAUUCUGUGAUUCAUCUCCAGGAAAUUGUCCACCAGGCUUCAGAUCCCGAGACCCUCCCUAGAUCACCAUCAGCAGAGUUCCCUCCUGCUUCUCCUGGUAUCUCCACUGUACAUUCUCCCAGUCUAAAGGAAAGGAGUUUCCCACCAACCCCGACCCCACUGGAAUUUGUGCCCCCAGCAACACCCCCUGCCAGGCAUCAGUGGGUACCAGAUGAGACUGAGAGUAUCUGCAUGGUCUGCUGCAGGGAGCACUUCACCAUGUUUAACAGGCGUCAUCAUUGUCGCCGCUGUGGUCGGCUAGUAUGCAGUUCCUGCUCCACUAAGAAAAUGGCUGUGGAAGGCUGCAGAGAGAACCCUGCUCGUGUGUGUGAUCAGUGCUAUAGCUACUGCAACAAAGAUGUACCAGAGGAAGCUUCAGGAAAACCAGAAGCGCUAGACAGCUCCAAGAGUGAAAACCCUCCAUACUCGUUUGUGGUGAGAAUUCCCAAAGCAGAUGAGGUGGAAUGGAUUUUGGAUCUCAAAGAGGAGGAAAAUGAGCUGGUGCGGAGUGAAUUUUACUAUGAGCAGGCCCCCAGCGCCUCCUUGUGCAUUGCCAUCCUGAAUCUGCACCGGGACAGCGUUGCCUGUGGUCACCAGCUGAUUGAGCACUGCUGCCGGCUCUCCAAGGGCCUCACCAACCCGGAGGUGGAUGCCGGGCUGCUCACAGACAUCAUGAAGCAGCUGCUCUUCAGCGCCAAGAUGAUGUUCGUCAAAGCCGGCCAGAGCCAAGACUUGGCUCUUUGUGACAGCUACAUCAGCAAGGUAGACGUGCUGAAUAUUUUAGUUGCUGCUGCCUAUCGCCACGUGCCAUCUUUGGAUCAGAUCUUGCAGCCAGCUGCGGUAACUAGGCUAAGGAACCAGCUUUUGGAAGCCGAGUACUACCAACUGGGUGUUGAGGUGUCCACAAAGACUGGACUUGAUACCACUGGGGCAUGGCAUGCUUGGGGCAUGGCCUGCCUCAAAGCUGGGAACCUCACUGCUGCGCGGGAAAAGUUCAGUCGCUGUCUGAAGCCCCCGUUUGACCUCAAUCAGCUGAGUCAUGGCUCAAGGCUGGUGCAGGAUGUGGUUGAGUACCUGGAGUCCACAGUGAGGCCCCUCGUAUCCUUGCAAGAUGACGAUUACUUUGCCACCCUGAGGGAACUGGAAGCUACCCUUCGGACGCAGAGCCUUUCUCUGGCAGUGAUUCCUGAAGGGAAGAUCAUGAACAACACCUACUACCAAGAAUGCCUCUUCUACCUGCACAACUAUAGCACCAACCUGGCCAUCAUCAGCUUCUACGUGAGGCACAGCUGCCUGCGGGAAGCCCUUCUGCACCUCCUCAACAAGGAGAGUCCUCCGGAAGUUUUUAUAGAAGGCAUUUUCCAGCCAAGCUAUAAAAGUGGGAAGCUACACACUUUGGAAAACUUGCUAGAAUCCAUUGAUCCAACCUUGGAGAGCUGGGGAAAGUACCUGAUUGCUGCCUGCCAACAUUUACAGAAGAAGAACUACUACCACAUUCUGUAUGAGCUGCAGCAGUUUAUGAAGGAUCAAGUUCGGGCUGCCAUGACCUGUAUUUGGUUCUUCAGUCACAAAGCAAAGUCAUAUACAGAACUGGGAGAGAAGCUCUCAUGGCUACUUAAGGCCAAGGACCACCUGAAGAUCUACCUCCAAGAAACAUCCCGCAGCUCUGGAAGGAAGAAAACUGCCUUCUUCAGAAAGAAGAUGACUGCAGCUGAUGUGUCAAGGCACAUGAACACACUUCAGCUGCAGACGGAAGUGACCAGGUUCUUGCAUCGGUGCGAAAGUGCUGGGACCUCUCAGAUCACCACUUUGCCUCUGCCAACCCUGUUUGGAAAUAACCACAUGAAAAUGGAUGUUGCCUGCAAGGUCAUGCUGGGAGGGAAAAAUGUAGAAGAUGGUUUUGGCAUUGCAUUCCGUGUUCUGCAGGACUUCCAGCUGGAUGCUGCCAUGACCUACUGCAGAGCUGCCCGCCAGUUGGUGGAGAAGGAGAAGUACAGUGAGAUCCGGCAAUUGCUCAAGUGUGUCAGUGAGUCAGGCAUGGCAGCCAAAAGUGACGGGGACACCAUCCUCCUCAACUGCCUGGAAGCGUUCAAGAGAAUUCCACCCCAGGAGCUGGAGGGCCUGAUCCAGGCAAUACACAAUGAUGACAACAAGGUUCGGGCCUACCUGCUGUGUUGCAAACUACGUUCCGCCUACUUGAUUGCUGUAAAGCAAGAACACUCACGGGCCACAGCCCUCGUCCAGCAGGUUCAGCAGGCCGCCAAGAGCAGCGGGGACGCAGUUGUACAAGACAUCUGUGCCCAGUGGCUUCUGACAAGCCACCCCCGCAGUGCCCAUGGCUCAGGCUCCAGGAAAUGACCUUGGGCAGCGGAGCCAGGAACACGUGGCCUGAGAGCUGAGCAACAGCAGUGACGGCGAUGCCCUCCACCUCUUUCCUCCUGUGGAGUGGGACUUCUAUGGCUCUGCCCUAGGUUGGAAAGAGCUGGAUUGGACCCUACUUGCCUUCCCAGGCAAGAAUAGGACCUUUCACGCAAGUGCCAUGUUUCUCUAAAUUUGUGGAAUCUAUGUGUGUUUGUCUGGAGAGGGCCAGUUCUUUCUACCUCAGAGUGAGUGAGUGUGUGUGCACACACGUGUGCAUGUUCUUGUGCACUCAUGUUUACGCCCAAGCAUUUCUGAACAAAUGAAACUCUUCUCCAUUGAAAAGAGGCACUUUACUUUAGACUUGCCACUCUGAAAACCUUCCCUGCGUUUUGGUUCUUGACCCGGGUUGUCCUGUUUGUACAGUCCCCUCCCUGUGGACCUGCUUUAGUAGCUCCUCUGACCCAGAGGGCUUUUACAGAGAAUUAGAGCAACACCCAAAGGAUUCCCUCUUUUCCUUCCUUCACUUUCCAGAAUUCAGAGAUGGCUUUGGGGCAAGUGCUACCUGCAGAAUAAACCUGUUUUCCAGGUGUCUCUUCUCCCAAGCACAA
Sapajus apella (tufted capuchin) is the source of this 7388-nucleotide messenger RNA. It is a transcript of the gene ZFYVE26, whose product is annotated as zinc finger FYVE-type containing 26. Gene Ontology annotation, molecular function: metal ion binding; phosphatidylinositol-3-phosphate binding. Bases 184 to 6777 code for a protein of 2197 amino acids. Lineage: Eukaryota; Metazoa; Chordata; Mammalia; Primates; Cebidae. The record is from RefSeq and is a predicted model, not a curated record. The transcript is spliced from 36 exons. Gene Ontology annotation, cellular component: midbody; centrosome; lysosomal membrane. Gene Ontology annotation, biological process: regulation of cytokinesis; double-strand break repair via homologous recombination; mitotic cytokinesis.